AGUGCGCCGGCUGAUAUGGAGGCCUCCGAUGGGCAAGAGGGUGAAGGGGACAAGCCACUAGAGAAGGUGACAGAUGGACCCCGCAUAGAGGGAAGAUCCUGCACCAGCCUUGCUAGAGACUCACUUGUGUGCCAAGCCAAGGGCCUGAGCCAGGACACCUUCAAAAUUUGUAAAGAAUGCCUAAGGCCACUGAAGAAGUUCCUGCGAAAGUUGCACCUGCCCAGGGACCUUCCCCAGAAGAAGAAGCUAAAGUACACGAAGCAGAGCCUGGUAGUCUUAGGGGACCACAUCAACACCUUUCUGCAGCACCACUGCCAAGACUGGGAAAUCAAGCACUGGAGGAAGAUGCUCUGGCGAUUUGUCUCCCUCUUCUCAGAACUGGAGGCAAAGCAGCUUCGCAGGCUCUACAGGUACGCCAAGAACGACCAGACGGCCAAGUUCCUGGUGGCAUUCUGCCCCAUGGACACCCUGGAGAGCUCCUUGCUGGUUGACCAGGAGGACAGUCUGCCCAAGCUCUGCACUGCAUGGGGGCUGCACAGCCGCAUCAGCAGCAUGAAGGAGAGGCUGUCCAAGAUGCAGGCCCCGAUGCGAGGCCACGCUGCUGGGGGAUCCCAGAGACUGUCUACGACCUUCCUUUUUUCAGGUUCUUUCAGGAAACUCCCUCAAAAGCCAAAACUCAAGAGAAAGGGGAUUAAGGAAGCCCCAGAAACUCCAGAGAUCUGCCCAUAA
Molecule: messenger RNA, 729 nt
Organism: Camelus dromedarius (Arabian camel)
Lineage: Eukaryota; Metazoa; Chordata; Mammalia; Artiodactyla; Camelidae
Gene: CHCT1
Product: CHD1 helical C-terminal domain containing 1
Exons: 6
Coding region: 16-729 (237 amino acids)
Source: RefSeq, a predicted model, not a curated record